UCCAUUUCCUUUCAAGACUUUCCCGACGCCUUGUUGCCCAAGUCUAGGUCUUCAUCUUGCUCCGUUACUAUAUAUAUUCCAACCAACAGUUCCCUCCCAUCCUCCAUAAACCCUAAUCCUCCUUUCCCUCGGCUCCGGAAGCAAAACGAUCUCCUCUUUUUUCGUCGUGAUGGUGAGUUCUGUUUGCGAGAGAUUGCUGAGCAAUGCCUCACUGUCGCCUCUCAUAUCAGAUCUCCGGACACUAACCCAUACUAAUCCAUCCUCUGUCGGAGCCAGCAAUCGAUCUAUGGCCACUGCCACCUCUCCUCUCCGCCGCCGCGAGCUCCACCUCCGCUCUCAAAUCCCUCUCCCCUCGCAGUUGCAGCUAUCUGCAAAUGGGAAGACGUCUUUGGGUUUCUCAGCGAGGGCUUUCAGCUCUUGGAAAUCCAGCUCUUGGAAGGAUGAUCUUGGUAUUGAAUUGGAUACCACCAUCUCUGUGGAAGAAGAGAUUGAGAAUGCUCAAGAAAUUAUGUCCGUGCUUGCUAUCAACGACAAGGGUGAACUCCUUGUGGGAACUCCUUGUGAAAACUCUCAGACACAGACGGAGAUGGAAAUGGCACCGUGCAAGAUCGUUAAAGCUCCAAAUGGGGAUGCUUGGGUCGAAGCAAACGGCCAAAAAUUCUCUCCUUUCCAGAUUGGAGCAUUUUUUCUCGCGCAAAUGAGGGAAUUUGUCUCAAACACCCUUGAAGGACGUAUCCGUAGGCUUAUUGUUAAGGUUCCAGCUUGUUUGAGGGAUGUAGAAAUCGACGUAUCCUUCUACACCAGUUUCUGGGACCGAGAAUAUACUGUCUUUGCCAAAGAAGAAGCCACCGGGAAAGAAAUGGAGUUGGACUUUCUGAUCGACAGUGGCUAUCACACGACUGUCGACAAUAUUGAGAGGUGGUUGAACAAGUAUAGACAGGAGAUCCCUACUGAGAUUGCCACAGAGAUUGAAAAUGCUGUGUCUCUACACAAGAGAGAAGAACGACCGUAUGACGAAAAGAGUUUCUGUAAGGGCUUGGACAAGUUGAAAGGUGCAAGAGAUGCUCUUUCGAAAUUAGGGCAACACAUGUCUAAAAAUUCUAUGAAAGAAAAGAUUGAGAAUGCCCAAGGAUCUCUUUCAGUGGUUGCUAUUAACAACGAGGGUGAACUCUUUGUGGGAACCUCGACCAAACGGUUUGAAGGCUCUCAGACAGAAACAAAGAUGGAAAUGGCGCCGUGCAAGAUUGUUGAAGAUCCAAAUGGCGAUGUUUGGGUCGAGGCAAACGGGCGGAAGUACUCUCCCAGCCAGGUUGGAGCUUUUGUUGUCUCGAAAAUGAAGGAAUUUGCCGAAGCACACCUUGGGAAAACUGUCACCAAAGCUGACUUCAAGCUGUGGGGUUAUGUACUGGACGUACCAGUCAAAGUAACCUUCUCCAUUUCGCCCGACGGUGGCGUAGUUACUGCGUUGGCCGAAGAGAUACUACCCUACUGGAAAAGGCAUAAAUUCGAAUAAAUUCGAGAGCGGCAGAUGGAUCUGAACGACCGCAUUAAACUCAAUGCUUAAGAAGAAAGGGAUGCUGCAACAGAGGCUAAGAAUAAGACUUGUCUUCCUCUGUCACAGUGUCUUAUGUUGUCUUCUCUUUUAGUGUAUUAUUAUUUCCACCAUGUUUUGGGUGAGGAAAAGGGUAUUAUGUAUGGAGAAACAUCGUCACAUGGUCUUCUUCGAUACAAG
Molecule: messenger RNA, 1732 nt
Organism: Tarenaya hassleriana
Lineage: Eukaryota; Viridiplantae; Streptophyta; Magnoliopsida; Brassicales; Cleomaceae
Product: heat shock 70 kDa protein 9, mitochondrial-like
Exons: 5
Coding region: 170-1513 (447 amino acids)
Biological process (GO): cellular response to unfolded protein; protein refolding
Cellular component (GO): mitochondrion; cytoplasm
Molecular function (GO): ATP hydrolysis activity; ATP-dependent protein folding chaperone; heat shock protein binding
Source: RefSeq, a predicted model, not a curated record